GCGCGCCCGCCCCGGUCCGACACUCGACGUCGGCUCGUCCACGAAACAACACACUAUAUAUAUAUAUACAUACGACCAUAUUACAAUCGAACACGAGCACGACAUAAUCCGCCAAAAUGUUUAAAAGUCAUUUAGAAAUGAUUGGCAGAAACGAGACGCCGUCAAAGAAAGCCAGAUUCUGGCAAUCUUUCGUGCGAUCUCUAAAAGGAUCGGAAGACAUCAGAGCCGAGGAGAGGUACAGGCCAACACGCCGCAGCGUGUUCCCCGAACUACUAUCGACUUCCUACCCUUACACUAAGUCGAUCUUUGACGACCCCAUCGCAGCCGCCGAGAGGAUCACAGUCCCCGGAUACCGCUACUUGCCCGUCCACCGCGAAGUCUACGGUUAUUCCCCCAGGCCUAUCUACGCCCACAAUUACGCCCGUUCCCUCGAUCGGUACAGGCCAGUAUACCACGUGCCGAGACGUUACCGACGAGGCGUUGAUCCCUUCGACGCUCACAAGGCGUGGCAGGACCAUCUCGACAGGCUCGCAGCCAUCGACCGUCUGUACCCCUCUCGUUACGGUCUCUACCUUAAGGACCGGGCUUACCCCAUCACCGACCUGAGCGCUCCCAUCACCAGCCCUUACGCGCCCAAGAGCCUUAAGGGCAUCGAAUACGAGCCCGACUCUAAGCCGCACUGGGGAACAGGAGCGUGGCCGGAGAAGAUAUCGGACCCGUUCAAAAACGACCCUUUUUUCGCGGAUGCCGAAAAAUGGACGGAUUUUGACCGCUCGCUCCGAGGGAAGUCACCGACUCCAGUGAAGCCGAGAAUAAGUCCACCUCGCGAGAGCGAGGUCGCUUUUGAUGCCGACGGUGCGCCGUUGUACACCGCCGGAGGGCUCAGGCGUCGGCCGUGGGCUGACAUAUUCAACCCGAGCUCCUCACUGCCGAUCUCGGCCAUCAUUCGGGACCCCUUCUGGUACGACUGGCCCGAGCUGAAGCCCCUAGCCAGAUGGGACCGCAGCCCUUCUUACAUCAGGGACUCGUACCUGUCGCCGGUUAAACGCACCUACUUAUGGGACAAACACCCGAUCAGGCCCUUAGCUGCUGCUUUUUAAAGAGCCGGUCAUCGCACCAAACCUAUUCUAAGUUAUUUUACAUCGCUAUACUUAAUUUAUUAUUUUACACACAUCGUCUGUUAACAUUGACUAUGUUGGUAUCAAAGAUGACGAAAUCAGUGAGCUGAGUUAAUUGCCACGGGAAUCGAUUUUAGUUAAAGUUUUUUCCAGGAAGAUCUCAAAGACUGCUAUAACAUAGUCACUGCCACGGAAAUUAAUAAUUGUUACAUUUUGUUUAUAUUAAAACUAUUUUUAUGUAUUCC
This is a messenger RNA of Diatraea saccharalis (sugarcane borer), 1363 nucleotides long. Lineage: Eukaryota; Metazoa; Arthropoda; Insecta; Lepidoptera; Crambidae. The record is from the annotation of a GenBank genome assembly.